GAGCUUUUAAAAGGUGUAAGUAGUUUUGUCGCAAUAUUUUCAUAACGCUAAUAGUUAAUAAACUUAUAGUGAAAGAAUAGACUUCAAAUUGUUUUGCAGCAUAAACUGGAUGGCCUUGCUUUCGUGCAUUUGUCACGAUCAAAAUGAAGUAAAAUUUCAUGUCUAACAAUUUUAUUUAUUGUACAAUGGGCGCUAAUGCUAAAUAUUGUCCAGAAAUUAAAUGUCGAUGGAAUAGUUACAACACCUACAGAUUUGUUAUGUGGGCUUGGAUGAUGAACGAAAUAUCUGUUGCAUCUGCUCCCGUGAAUAUGUCACACAUUGCAUUUUACAUACACUCAGUCUUGUAUAUUUUUUCCGCAAUUUUUGUCGGAAUUCCGCUGGUUUAUUCGGAGAUCUGUGUUUCACAAUACACGAACGGCAAUGUGAUAUCCGUGUGGAAUUUUUGUCCAAUUUUUCGUGGAGUUGGAUACGGCACAGUUUAUUUAGUAAUAUUAAAACUAAUUUUGUUGAUGGUGCUAAGCACGUGGUACCUGGAAUACACAUUUUAUUCAGCCUUGGAUCCGCCACCGUGGUUUACCUGUGAUGAUUACAACAACACAAAAUGUAUGGUCAAACGAGUCAACGUGUCAAUCUUUCAACACUGUUUAGAAGCGCAGAACUUAUUUGGUACAGAUUGUGGAAUGAAAACAGCCAGCGGCUAUUUUUUCGAAAAAGAAAUCGGUAACAAUAACACUAAAAAUAAAAACUGCACUCAUUUGUGGAGGGCAAUAUUAGCCAGCGCUAUAUCAAGUGCCAUGUUGUUUAUUGUCUUAGUAAAAAAGGAGAAGUUCUUUAAAAUAAAUGUGAGAGUUGUGGCGUCGUAUUUGUGUAUCGUGUUGUUCUUGUUAUUCUGUGUGGCGUUGUCGACCAGCGGGACAUGGUAUGCGACGAAAAUUGGGAUUAAUUGGUUCGACAUCCACUAUAAUAGUUGUUUUUAUACUUCGACCCAAGGUAUUCUAGCGUGUGGAGUUGGAUGCGGUAUUAUUGGUUACUUGUCAAGAGAUGUUCCUUUCCGCAGCCCGGCAACAAUGACUGCUGUCACAGCGCCACUUUUCUCUACGUUUAUAACACUAAUGUUAGCACUCAUUAUAUUCAGCGGAAUUAAAACUGUAUCUUACUAUCACGGGGAAGAAGAGAAGGUUUUAGAACUAGGCGAUAGCAUAUAUUUCAAUUUAUUUGCGUCUGUAUCAGAAAUACUUGGUUAUUUUGAUGGCAUGGCGAUAUGGAGUUUUGCUUGGUUUUCAGCGGUAUUUAUUUGUUUACUCGUUAAUAUGUCGAUAGUAUGUUUAUUUCUUCUUGAACACCUGUCCAGUACUUGGCAAGCUGUUAAAAAGUACAAAUAUUUUAGUUGUUUUUGUCUAAUGUUCUCAAUUUUUGUUUUUACAUUUCCCUUCUAUUGUUCCGAUCUUACUGUGGUUCUGUCAGAUGUUACCGAAAUUAUUCAACUCACGAGCGCAUUCUUCUUUUCUGUCGCAACAUAUUGGAUAUACGGUUUCCGAAAACAUAACGUAGAUAUUAUGUUUAUGAUUGGUGUUAAAGCUAGUUACUUUUGGAAGAUCACUUGGCUUACGAAUCCCAUAUGGAUGCUAGUAGUCAUUUACAUGAGGUGCACGAAACUUUUAGUAAAACAACAUGAGAAUUCCCAUUUCUUUGAACUUUUAUCUAUGAACGUGAAUGAAUUAAUGGUUUAUGCUUUCUUAGGAAUUUACAUUCUAAUUGUAUUACUGGGAGUAUUGAUACAGGUCAAAAGAUUUUAUUGCCAUGACAGCUUAAAAAACUUAUUUCGUCCCGUUCGUAACUGGGGACCUCAAGAUAAAAUUUUAUUUAGAAGCAGAAACAUUUUUGUUCCCGAGAUCAUGACUAGAGAAUUUUUGUAUAGACAAGUCAGAAUUCAUGGUUACAGCCGCAAAACCGAAGCUAACGAAAACAGGAGAAAUUAUUCUAAUGUAAUGCAAGAUAUUAUGUUACCUGAAAAUACCGAAUGGAGUGCUCUGACAUCGAACUAAUAUAGGUAAAUACAUAAAUAAUGCUUACGUUACUAUGCCUGCUGAAUUUCAAACUGAAUAUAUUUAUUUAAAUCAUA
Maniola jurtina (meadow brown) is the source of this 2122-nucleotide messenger RNA. RefSeq names its product sodium-dependent noradrenaline transporter-like. The record is from RefSeq and is a predicted model, not a curated record. Gene Ontology annotation, biological process: sodium ion transmembrane transport. Gene Ontology annotation, cellular component: membrane. NCBI's taxonomy places the organism in Eukaryota, Metazoa, Arthropoda, Insecta, Lepidoptera, Nymphalidae. The transcript has a single exon. Bases 159 to 2045 code for a protein of 628 amino acids.